Messenger RNA from Rhinocladiella mackenziei CBS 650.93, 888 nucleotides. RefSeq lists its product as uncharacterized. The transcript has a single exon. The coding region runs from base 1 to 888 and encodes 295 amino acids. The record is from RefSeq and is a predicted model, not a curated record. NCBI's taxonomy places the organism in Eukaryota, Fungi, Ascomycota, Eurotiomycetes, Chaetothyriales, Herpotrichiellaceae.
AUGCCCUCAACAAGCACGCCCAUCGAACUAUACCAAGCAACUCUCAAAGCAGUGCCGUCAGGAAUCUCCGCCUUACUCUCCUCAUACUCCGGGAUCCCGGAGCCCGAGCAAAAGGCACACAUCACCACUGUGCGCGACCGGGCAUACAAAUCCCACCAUUACCCGUGCCUAGGGAGAUGGCGAUUCCUCGAACUGGAUCUGGCUGGCCAUCCGCUGUACGAGAAGGAAGUUCUCCCCGCGCUGCAAGACCAGAACGAGAAAUGGAUCUUUCUCGACCUCGGCACCUGUCUGGGGCAAGAUGUGCGGAAACUUGCGUUCGACGGUGCAGACACCUCGAGACUGUACGGUGCGGAUCUGAAACCCGAGUUCAUCGAGAUCGGGUACGAGUUGUUCCGCGACGAAGACAGGUUGCCGCGAGACCACUUCAUCGCGCCGGCGGAUGUGUUUGAUUUCUCGCCCUCGAGUCCAUUGGCUCGGACGUGUGACGGCAAAGUGGGCAUUUUGCACGCCUGUUCUGUAUUUCAUCUCUUCGAGCUGGAGAAGCAGAAGGUCAUGGCGCAGAGAUGUUUGAGAUUGCUCGAUGCUGGGAGAAAGAGGGUGUUGAUUCUCGGGGCUCAGAUCGGGAAUGUCAAGGGUGCUGAGUAUCCGGGACCAAGCGGUGGGCGGAGAUUCCGGCAUGGUGAGAAGACUUGGAAGCAGAUGUGGGAGGAGAUCGUGAAGGAGGGGGAGUGGAAGGAAAAGAUCCAGAAUAUUGAGGUCGGCUGUAUCAUGAAAGAACAUGUGUUUGAUAUGCCUGAGGCAGAAGUGAAUAAUACUCAGAGGCAGAUUGGACAUGUGGAGCCAGGGUUUAGAUGGAUGAAAUUCUGGGUGUGGAUUGAUUUUGCCUAG